GUUAUUGGCAGCAAUAAUGGUGCAAUUGUUCAACUUGGGAGUAUCUCUAUGAAUAAAUUGUACAUAAUUAAACACUGGAAAGAUUGUUUACAUGGUAUCAUUUGAAAUGUUUUGCACUUAGAAUAGUGAUACAAAAUGGAAAAAGAGAGAAUAAGUGAUGAUGGAAGACCAGACCAAAAGAAUUCCUUAGAUUUUUCUGAGCAUUUUAACCAACUCGAAUUACUGGAAACACAUGGACAUCUUAUUCCUACCGGCACCCAGAGUCUCUGGGCAGGGAGCUCUGAUGAAGAUGAGGAGCAAGAGGAAAAAUCUGAGGAAUGGUACCAAUUGCAGGAAAAAAAGAUGGAAGGAAACCCAAGCCAGUUGCUUCUUUGGGCUGCUGGAAAAAAUAGGCUGGAUACAGUACGGAAGUUGCUGUCAGCCAAGGCUGCUGAUGUGAACACGCGAGAUGAGGAUGAGUAUACGCCCUUGCACCGAGCAGCCUAUGGUGGCCACUUAGAAGUGGCCCGGGAGCUGAUCAGCCACGGAGCCAGUGUUCACGCUGUGACCAGAGAUGGCUGGACACCCCUGCAUAGUGCCUGCAAGUGGAACAAUGCCAAGGUGGCAUCCUUCCUGCUUCAGCAGGGUGCCGAUGUCAACGCCCAGACCAGAGGCCUCCUCACGCCCUUACAUCUUGCCGCAGGGAACCGAGACAGCAGGGAAACCCUGGAACUCCUCCUGAUGAGCCGCUACAUCAAACCUGAUCUAAGGAACCAACUGGAAGAGACUGCUGCAGACAUCGCCAGGAGAGCAAGUGUCUUUCACUAUCUCUUUGAGAUCGCCGAGGGCUGCACAAACUCGUCGUCUCCCGCCUAGCCAUCCUGGCAGGUGCUGGAGUACCAGUGCCUGCAUCGUUUCUCAUGACAGAAAACAACAGCAGAGUCUUACUGCAGAAUCCCGUGGUCCCCGCCCAUUGUCCUUCCUAGUGAAGUGAUGUCCAAAUGUUUGUAAAGUUAACUGUGUAUGUCUCUUUAA
Molecule: messenger RNA, 1014 nt
Organism: Suncus etruscus (white-toothed pygmy shrew)
Lineage: Eukaryota; Metazoa; Chordata; Mammalia; Eulipotyphla; Soricidae
Gene: ANKRD49
Product: ankyrin repeat domain 49
Exons: 3
Coding region: 136-855 (239 amino acids)
Molecular function (GO): protein binding
Source: RefSeq, a predicted model, not a curated record